Messenger RNA from Bufo gargarizans (Asiatic toad), 3762 nucleotides. RefSeq names its product forkhead box K2 (gene FOXK2). Gene Ontology annotation, molecular function: DNA-binding transcription factor activity, RNA polymerase II-specific; protein binding; RNA polymerase II cis-regulatory region sequence-specific DNA binding. The record is from RefSeq and is a predicted model, not a curated record. NCBI's taxonomy places the organism in Eukaryota, Metazoa, Chordata, Amphibia, Anura, Bufonidae. Gene Ontology annotation, biological process: regulation of transcription by RNA polymerase II. Bases 135 to 2063 code for a protein of 642 amino acids. The transcript has 10 exons.
CGUUAGGCUGCGCCUCCCCCUUUCCUUUUCUCUUGCUGGCCUCCGCCGCCGCCGCCGGUCCCCGGAGCUCCCGUCAGCCGCCCCCGGGCGUGCGUCCGUCCGUCCCCUUCCUCCCCUCCGUGUGUGCUGACAAGAUGGCGGCGGUGGUGAUGAGCGGCGGGGUGUCGGUGGUGGCCCGGCUGGAGGGCCGAGAGUUCGAGUACCUGAUGAAGAAGCGCUCGGUGACUAUAGGCCGGAACUCGUCGCAGGGCUCAGUGGAUGUCAGCAUGGGGCACUCCAGCUUCAUCUCCCGCCGCCACCUGGAGAUCUUCACCGCCGGGGACGAGGAGGAGGGCGGGGGGGAGUUCUACCUCCGCUGCCUGGGCAAGAAUGGGGUGUUCGUGGACGGCGUGUUCCAGAGGAGGGGGGCCCCGCCGCUGCAGCUGCCCCGAGUAUGCACCUUCAGGUUUCCCAGCACAAAUAUCAAGAUCACCUUCACUGCUCUCUCGUGUGACAAGAAGGAGAAGCAGGAGGCGCCCGAAUCCCCCAUCAAACCCGUGCAGCCGCAGAUCUCCCCCCUGACCAUAAACAUUCCAGACAACAUGGCUCAUCUGAUCAGUCCUCUGCCCUCCCCCACCGGAACGAUCAGUGCUGCAAAUUCCUGCCCGUCAAGUCCUCGCGGCGCCGGCUCGUCAGGGUAUAAAAUGGGCCGCGUCAUUGCCGCAGACCUCCACCUAAUGACUGACAACUCCCAGCUGGAAAACGACAAAGAAGCCUCUGGUGGAGACAGCCCAAAGGAUGACUCUAAGCCCCCCUACUCUUACGCACAGCUCAUAGUACAAGCAAUCACAAUGGCCCCGGACAAGCAGCUGACGUUAAACGGUAUCUACACGCACAUUACGAAAAACUACCCCUACUACAGGACAGCGGACAAAGGCUGGCAGAAUUCAAUCCGUCACAACCUCUCCCUUAACCGAUAUUUCAUCAAAGUCCCGCGGUCCCAGGAAGAGCCCGGGAAAGGUUCCUUCUGGAGGAUAGACCCCGCCUCGGAAAGCAAACUCAUAGAGCAAGCGUUUAGGAAACGAAGGCCCCGGGGCGUGCCGUGCUUCAGGACCCCUCUAGGACCUCUUUCUUCAAGGAGUGCACCAGCGUCUCCCAACCACUCGGGUGUCUUGUCCGCACAUUCAAGUGGCGUCCAGACUCCAGAGAGCCUGUCCAGAGAGGGCUCCCCGAUCCCCAUGGAUCCCGAACCCAGCUCCAUCCAGCCAAAGCUUGCAGUGAUCCAGGAAGCACGGUUUGCACAGAGCGCUCCAGGAUCCCCCCUCUCUAGCCAACCGGUCCUCAUCACUGUGCAACGGCAGCUCCCACAGACGAUAAAACCAGUAACCUACACGGUGGCCACGCCAGUCACCACGUCCCAGCAGACAGUAAUGCAGACCGUGCACGUGGUCCACCAGAUACCCGCCGUCUCGGUCACCAACGUCUCUGGCCUCACUCCUGUCAACACCUACACGGUCAGCGGGCAGGCUGUGGUAGCACAAGCUGCAGUGGUCGCCCAGCCGAAACUAGAGCCUCAAGAGAAUGGAGACCACAAAGAGGUCAAAGUGAAAGUAGAAGCAAUUCCUGCGAUGAAUCACCCAGCGCUCAGCACAGCGAGCCGGAUCAUCCAGACCUCGUCGUCCGCCCCCCUGCAGACGGUCACUAUAGUGCAGCAAGCUCCUCUAGGUCAACACCAGCUCCCCAUCAAAGCGGUCACACAGAACGGGACGCACGUCCUGCCCAUCACCACUGCCAUCCAAGGACAGGUCACUACAGCAAACGCCAACUACUCCAUGAUUGACGGCCACCGACUGUGGAGAGGAAAUGGAGUCCGAGCUGCCGCUAGCCCCCUGCACAUGCUGGCCACCCACGCCUCGGCCUCGGCCUCCCUCCCGACCAAGAGGCAGAACGGAGACCAGAACGAGCAGCUGGAACUGAAGAGAAGCAAAAUGGAAGAACGCGAAGCUCUAGUGAUAUCCGUAAACGAGAACGCCAAAACGGAAGGAACCGUGGCGUCCAGUGAACAAGUCGGCAACCAAAAAUAGGAAAAAUCCCCCCCGCCCCGCACACACACAAAAUGAAUUAUUUUUCUUUUCUUCAUUCUUAUCCCCCCACCACCAUUUCUGGAAGUGACCUCCAUUUAAAGGAAUACACACACAGUUUCAGAGGUGCCAAAAACAUUUGUAUGAAACUGGGGAGGGGGGAUGGUCCCUGUGAAGAGAUGAAUCGACUUUGUAGAACAGCACUGAAUCGGCGCAGAAGGCCUCACAUCAUGUCACAGAGGUCUCGCAAAACGGACACUUUUUUUUUUUUUUUAAUAACUUCUACCUGGAUACCCUAAGCCGCCCCCUCCCCGCCCACCCGCUGGCAGGAUGUGCAAGGAUCUACCGACGGGAUCUUCAAGUCUGCAAAUUUUUUAAGAGAAUUGUUGGACGCUGUGUGGCCCCUCCCAACUUUUUUUUUUUAUAUAUAGGUGUAUAAAGCAUAUUUCUGAUCACUAUGUGCUCGACGUGGACUGGAUCGGGAGUCACAAUUCAGCAUCUGUUCCUUUUUAAAGGGAAACUAUUCAAAAAUCGGCAGCUAGCCCUCCCCCUGCCCCCUCGGAGUCGCACAAGACGGACCCUCCUCCCUGCAGAAAAAUGACACGGAUGUUAAAAAAAAAAAAUAUAUAAACUAAAAAUUUUUCCUUCCCAGCUCAACAAGUGGACGGGUCGUACAUUUCAGAAUUUCCAGCCACUUCAAUAUUUUGAAAAAACCUAAUGUUUUUAGUUUUGUUUUGUUUUUUAAUUUUGAAGAACUGAAUGUAGUUUUUUUUUGUUUAGUUUUUUGUGUCCUUCCGAUGUUACAUUUUUUUUGGUCCCUUAUAUUUUAGCCUGAUUUAUUUUUAUUUUUUCUCCUUACCACGUGUGGUGAUUAACUCCUUCUUUUUGAGCGUGCAUGUCCCAGAAGGAAGAAAAGAAAAAGGAAAAAUAAUAAUCGUAAGAGACGUUUAACAAAUUGUAAAGAAACUGCUAUCAGUUUUGAUCAGAGCUGCACUUAACUCCUCCCCCUCCCUUCAUGUUCUGUGCCCCGGCCUAAUUUACCCGCCUUAUCCUGCCCCCCCUCCUUACACCGCCCCCUCCCCUGUAAGGUAAAAAACAAAAAAGAGAAAAAAACAAAAAAUAUCUUGCUUAAUAUUGUGUAUGUUUAAAUGGCAAAAGGCUGCUGUUAAAGUCCCGAUUAGAAAAGGAAAAAAAUGACAAACUUUGAGAAGGCAACAAAAAUAAUAAAGGAGAAAAAAAAUGGUAAAGAAAAGUGUCGAGGGUAAAUUUUCAGAAAAUAAAAAACGCUCAGAACACUGGAACUGUAAACCCAUCUGUCCCACAGUGUCCGUUUUGGUUUCCGUUUUUUUUAUUUUUUAAAUAUACACAUAGAACCGUCUUAGUCUGACAUGCUGCUCGAAGGACGACACAAUCCUCCGCCUCUGGAAGUUUCCGGCCUCUCGGUUUUGGCCGGUGCACUGUCCUCACUUCCGCCGUAGUGUUUUUGGUUUUUUUUGUUUUUUUUUUAUGGAUCUAAUGUAAUUAUGAUAUUUUCCUUAUAACCACGACUGGCCUGCCAUGAAAAUGAAUGGAGAUUGGAUGAUGGAAAACGCUGGCUUUUAUUUAUAUCUAGAUUUUUUUAUUUUUUUUGUUAAUGGCACCAUUAAAAUAUUUAUAAUCUUGACAUUUAAUAAACCUCGGAGUAUGAUGUUUUACAUGAAAA